GGAAAACGAAACUCAAGUAAGCGGCGACGGUAAUAGUGGGCUAGAGGAAGAUGAAGUUGGUUUUGCGUUGUGUGCACUUGAUGGAGAUGUGUUCGAGCGCAGGUGACUUAACAUUUCUCUACUCGAGAAUGUAAAGGUUGCAUCUACAGCAGUAUUUGAGGCUGCGAGUACCAGCUGAAGGCAUUCAUGUAUGUGUGUUAUGGCUUGAAUCUGUAGAAAUGUCUAUGGUACAGUCUAGAGAUGCUCAGCUGCAGGCGUUCAUGCAGAUAUAUGAGCUGAGAGCUGCUUGUAACGUCUGCACUCAUAAACACUCUCGCAUUUCCUACUCCAUGAUUACAACACCUCACCGUUGCUCUCACAAUCUUCUACUAGCUAGAGUGAAGAGAGGUCAGAGAUGGAGCCCUGUGUCUAUGCGCCCCUCUUAUCCACAACCUAUUCGAUAUGAAGUGUGUUGGUAUUUUUUGGAGGAUGUCGGGUGCUAUGUGCAUCAUGACCGUUGCACCUUUGCCAGUAGCCAAGAAGAAGCUGCAGUGUGGAACUUACAAAAACACACAAACCUUGAUCACAAAAGAUUAAUUCAUCUGAUAACUCAGAGAAAACGACUGGACGAACAGAGCAGGCAAGAAGAUGGUCAGUCAAGCCCUCAUGAGCCUUCGUCAUACCAGGAGAAACUCCUGGAAGAGUACAGACGCAGCUGCAAUGAGAUUCUUAUUAUCUCUGAGCAGGUGGACGAUGUGUGUGUCACACAUGAUCAGGAUCUCAGUUUGGACUGUUUACAAGAAGACAGUGAAAUCCGGUGGAAAUUCACAAUCACUACUGAGAGGUCCUUGGCUCAUGUGGCUCUGCUGAAAGCAGAAAAUGGUGCUGUUUUCUCUUUGAGUGACAGUUUAAAAAACAUUCCCCCUAUCACACACACUGCAGGCCACCACCUUCACUCCUCUCACUCCACCUACCAGCUGAGUGUGUCGUUCCUGUCGUUCCGCCCCGGUGUGUACGAGCAGUGGUUGGUAUUUGAUUUCGACAUACGUCCAGUUCUGCUCAGAAAACUUAAAGUGAGAGUCGGGCAGCAAUUCCAUGUCCAGCCAAAUGAGGCAGAAGAGAACGAAUGUGCUGAGAUUUUUUCGGAUGAGCGCUGGAACAGAGGAAACAGGGUUAUCGUACCCUUCUUUGCCAGAAGGCAGGACGACGAGCAGUUACUUAGUAAAUACAAACCACCCCAGAUUAACCUGCAGUUCAGUCUCUAUGCAGAUCACAGUUCUCCACUUCAUCGGGACAAUUACAGAGAGAGAGCUCACCACUUCCUGUUCACAGAGGAGACUGCAGAGGAAGAGCUCAUUAGCAGGUUAAACAUUUGUGGGAGAGUGUUUCUCUCUGACCAGUUGAGAGAUGGCAAGUUUUUUGCUGAUGCAGGGAAGCUUAUUGCUACUCUGGAGGUUCCUUGCUCUCUCACACUAGAUUGUCCUGAAGGACUGAUACUUAAACAAGGGGUGCAGAUGGCUUUGGUGAACUGCAUACCAGCAAAAGCCAGUGUGUCAGUAGAGCACAGAAACAAUGUGUAUGAGGCAUUUGUGCUCAAACAGGCCAUUGGCGAGUAUCACAUCAGUCUUCAUCUGUCUGCUCAGUGUGUGUCUGAGCUACAGCUGAGAAAAGAAACCUGGUGUAAAAUGGAGGUUCAGUUUCAGCUGGAUAGACUGUCAUUCUGUCAGAUACACCAGGCUAUUGACCAACUACCAGACUUGCACAAUGUUCUUCCUGAUUUCAGUAACUGUUGUGUCCCUGAGAACAUAACCAAAGAGCCUGAAUUGAACAACAAGCAGCAAAUUGCUCUGAACUUCAUCCUUGGCAAGUGCGAGGCCAGCAAAAUGGCUCCUCCCCUGCUGAUAUACGGGCCAUUUGGCACCGGGAAGACGCUCUGUCUUGCUUCAGCAGCCAAAAAACUGGCCCUUCGUUCUCAAAACAAAGUGCUCAUCUGUACAUGUACUAACAGUUCUGCAGAUAUAUAUGUAAGAGAGCACUUCCAUCCACACAUUACAAAUGGACACCCAAACCUCAAAAUACUCAGGAUAAAGGCAAACCGAGGUGGGGUAUCUAUCAAGGCAACCGAUGACAUCACUCUGAAAUACUGUCUUUGCUCUCCAGAUAGACAGUCCUUCAUCCGCCCAGCACGCUCUGAUCUAGAGUCACAUCGUAUUAUUAUAACCACCACUUCAAUGGCACGGCGUUUGUGUGAGCUGAAGCUUCCUAAAGGCUUCUUCAGUCAUAUCCUGAUUGAUGAGGCAUCUCAGAUGCUGGAGGGUGAGGCGCUCAUGGCUUUGGGCUUAGCAGACAAGCAUACUCGAGUGGUUUUAGCAGGAGACCACAUGCAGAUGGCUCCAAAACUUUUCUCUGUAACCGAUGACAAACGAUCUGAACACACACUGCUGUAUCGUCUCUUCCGCUACUACCAGGAUCAGAGCAGCAGCAUUGCCAAGAACAGCAGAGUAAUCUUUAACGAGAACUACCGCUCCACUGCAGUGAUAGUGGACUUUGUAUCGACUCACUUCUAUGUGAGUGAUGGGAUCAAGGCCAAAGGAGGGGUCCCUCCCCACCCAAGGCUACACCCCCUGAUUUUUCAGCAUGUCAAAGGAGAAUGCCAUCUGAAUUCCAGCUCCAUGGUCAAAUCCAUGUCCUGGUUCAAUGUUGCUGAGGUCAGCAGUGUGGUCAACAUGGUGCAAGAACUUCUGACUGACUGGCCAGUGGAAUGGGGUCAUAAACAGCCAAAGCAAAUCUGUGUUCUUAGCGAAGGCCAACAGCUUGAGAUCAUCAAAAAUCAUCUCCAGCAGAAAGGAGUUCAUGGAGUGUCCGUUCAAAAUCUAGCAAACAUUCAAGGGGAACAGUUCAGGGUCAUCAUCAUAACAACAGUUCAGACCAGAGACAGAUUUCUUCAAUCAGAGUCAAGCUGCCCAGUGUUUUUUGAUGACAUUCGUGCAUUGAACACUGCCUUGACCAGAGCCCAAUCACUGGUGAUUGUAGUUGGAGAUGCUGGUGCUCUUUGUUGUUUUGGAAAGUGCUCAAAAAUCUGGAGGUCCUACAUAGAACACUGCAUCAGCAAGGGCAGCGUUAAACCAGAUAAUCUGACCAGAGACGUCCUACAACAGGAAGUAUUGGAAAUUUCAAAAUUUCAGAAGACAGAAAAGGUAGAAAUGCCUGAGAAUUAUGUCCCUCUCCAGGCUGAAGCUGAUGCUAUAUUGAAAGAGAUGGAUGACUAUGAUUCUGAUGUGCAGGACUCAGAUGAAUCAAAUGAACAAAAGACCUUUUUCUUCUCUUCUGAAAAAGAAAAUCUCUUGGAGCUGGUCAGAAAACAGCCUGCUAUCUACAAGCAUGGAGAAUUGGUGAUGAAGGGACCCCAGUCAGGUUAUUUAGUACCCUAUGACAAUCCAUCUGAGCACAUUAAUAUUAAAGGGAGGAAAAACAUUGGCUUGUCUUUCCAUGGGGAUGAAGUUGUGGUUGAGACUGGACAAGAUGAUGAUGGCUCUUUUACAGGGAAAGUUUUAGGUUUCACAAAUAGACAACCAACAUCUUCUGAAUUUGUUUGUUUUUUAGAGGAUGAAAAUUACCACAGACGGAGGAAAAACACUGACAAAAACUUGUUGCCAAAAAUUUUGAUACCUCUAAACCAAAACACCACCAAAAUAUGUAUCUUGGUUAGGAAACAUGCUCGCAAUUUUAUUCCAGUAUGGAAGUAUGGUGAUGGCAGUUGGACAAUAAGAACUUUUCGUGUCGAUGAAGAAACAAAACAGAACUAUGUUUUUGUUGUUCAGAUUUUGGGCUGGAAAGAACACUGUUUGUUUCCGCUAGGCAGAGUUACUGAUAUUCUACCAGUUGGGACAUCUUUAGAGCAGGGACUUGAGAUUUUAAAAUCAGAAUUCAAACUAACACCUCCUCCCAGAUGCAAGAGAUUUCCAGAGAUGAAAGAUGAUGGAACUGAUGACAAGAAAAGAACAGAUUUUACAGGUUUGAAAACCUUUACUGUUGAUCCACCCAGAGCUGGAGACUUAGAUGAUGCCAUUAGUGUCAAUGAUCUGGGAAGCAGUUAUGAAAUAGGGGUUCAUGUUGCAGAUGUGGCUAGUUUUGUGUCUAAGGACAGUUCCCUUGAUAGCUUUGCAAAAGAAAUGGGAGCAACUUUUUAUGGUCCUGGGAAAGAACCUACAUUCAUGUUCCCAAAACAUCUUGCCACCUUUUGGAGUCUUCUAUCAGGUGAAGAUCGCAAAGCCAUUUCAUUAAUGGUCAGAGUUGAUAAGCAAUCAGGCAUUAUCUCAGAAAGGAGCUUUUACCUCUCUAAGGUCAAAUCUAAAAUGAAGCUGACUUACAAGGAGGCUGAGGAUAUAAUAAGUCAGUGUGACGGUGAGCUAAGAUUUGAUUCUUUGGAGAACUGUGUCAGGGUGGCUUACCGUUUUGCCCGAAGCCAGCGCAAAGCAAGACUUAAAGAAGACUGGAACUAUGCCCAACCUGAUAAACACCGGAAGCCAGGGGAGAGAGAAGCAAAUCUAAUGGUUGAAGAGCUAAACAUAAUGUUUAACCAUGAAGUGUCAAAAUUUUUGACAGAACAGACAGACACUAAACUCUGCACUCCUCUGAGGUGUCAGGCUCCACCUUUGGCAGAACAAUUAGAGAUGAUCAGUGAUCGACAUAUGGAAGUCAUUCCUUUAUCCUCACACCUAACAUUUCAUAUUGACAGAAAUCGAGUGGACCUGAAUAACACAGUCACCUUCACUGUGUAUUCUCCAGGGUCUAGAGAUAUUCACCCUAACAAUAAUCCUUACCUAGAUGCUAACUCAAGCCACCUACGAGAUGCCAUCUCUGUCAGUGACUCUGAAUAUCAUUUUGAAAUCGGAGUUCACAAAGCAGAUUUUUUUAGCUAUAUGUCUGAGGACAACAUUCAGAACUUGGGUGCACAAUCACAGAUGUGGAGUUUGACACCAGGGAAAACUCGUCGCGCUAUCUCUUUAAUUCUGAAAGUGGAAAAGGAAAAAGGCCAACUAAUGGAGCAAAAAUUGGUGCUUUCCCGCAUAAAGUCAAGCAGGGCAUUUUCCUACAGUGAAACCAACAGGAUCAUCAGCCAGCCAGGUAAAAAUAUGAUGAAGUGUGAUUCUCUAGAAGGCUGCAUCCUUGUGGCUUAUCAUUUUGCUCUUAAUCACAAGAAAAAUAGACUCUCUGGACAUGUGGACAGUUCCAGUCCUUCUGAUCCCAGAUCACCAGAAGACAGCAAGUGCAGAUUAAUGAUGGAGGAGCUGAAGCUGAUGUUUAAAAGAGCUAGUGAAUCAGCUGAUUGAUCAAGAAGCUCCAUUUCCAAAUACAUUUAACUUCCAGUUACAGCUUCACCUGAACUGGUGAGGAGACUGAAGAGAGACAAUGAGGAGCAUGGUUCUCUCCAUGCAUUUGAGGAAUGUCUAGAUUCUUAUUGUGGGCAGAACUAUGGCAGUUUCAUCAUUCUGAAAUCUGUGUGGCAAAGGAUCGAAUCAGCAGCUUUGACAUCUGACUUUUACAGAAUGGCUGAUCUGAUUUCUACAGAUGACAUUUAUCCACAGUUGGCUCCAGCAAUUCUCCAAUUAAGGGCUAGUAUCAAUAAGGCUUUCUUUGUUCGUUCUCUCUCCUGCAGUGACGCUUUACUUGGGCACUAUUCAUUGCACGUGGACUCCUACACACAUGCAUCUUCACCCAUUCGCAGAUACAUAGAUGUGGUUCUUCAGAGGCUCAUGCAUGCAGUUCUCAGUGAUCGUCCUGUUGAGUACUCUCAAGUAGACAUUGAUCUGCUGUGUGACAAGUCUAAAAGAGAUCAAAUGAGGGCACAAGAGUAUGAGAGCAAAGCAGAGUCACUCCAUCUCGCCAUCAGUCUAUUCAAACAAAGCACAUACAAGGUGGCUUUUGUCACUGUUGUAUGCCCAGACAGUGAAAGUUUCAAAUUAUCAUUUCCGUUUGACAAAGGAACUUUCCCUGAUAAGCUUCCUGUUAAGUACAGUAAUUUACAACUUGAGGAUCAACCAAUAUUUGACAAAAAACAGAAACAAGUGACACUGAGGUGGAAAAAGCGGAUUUACUCAUUGAGCAUGAACCAGACACCAAUGCAGAACUUGAAAUCCUGUUCAGAGAUACAGCAAAGCACAUGGCACGCCAUUAUUGAGGCAGUACGAGACGAACAGUGGGAACAGGCAAAGUCUCUUAUAUCGGCAACAGUUGUGAGAGAUCACAGUGAGACUAGUGAUAUGCAUGAUACAUGUCAGUUGGAUCCUGAUCGCAGUUUUCUGUCUGAAGAGGAUCAUUAUACUGACUUCACACUCUAUUUGAAAACUGGAGAUACUAUGCAGGUCCAGCUGACCUCAGAAAGGGACAGGGGCUACUGGGCACCAACUAUACAGUUAUUAAGUCCGAGCUCAAGCUUUGAGAUCUGCAUGGAACACACUGACAAUCCCAUUAAGUGCUUUUCCAAACUUGCAAACUGCCCAUCCAAAGGUCACUAUAAGGAUGUAGAUGAAUAUGUGCAGAUAUGGAAGCCUCUCUGUGAAAUGGAGUCUGCUGCUACUGCUGUGGAUGAUAGUGAUUGUGUUGUGAUUGAAAAUGUGGACAUAACUUGGACUUCAUCCUUUGAUGGUUCCAGACUCUCUGGAACUUUCUCUUUGCCUGUAAAAAAUGUCAAGCAAUGGGCCAUUGAAUUUGACCUGGCCAAGUGUUUGCUCUGUAUCCGAAAGAAAGUUUUGAAGCAGAACCAAGCAGAUCAGUCAGCGCUGGAUCCAGAAUACUUUACUUGGGUGGCCCAUGGUUUGACAACCCAGUGUUUUGAUCCUCCAGAAAACACUGUGGAUAAGUCCAAAAUUAUUAAAUUUAGCAUAAAAUAUGCAUCCAUGAAGAUUCCAAAAUUCAAGAGGAAUGCCACAUUCACGGAGAUGAUUCCAAAACUCAUUCCAGACAUACGGAAAGAAAGUGCAGUGAAUAAUUUACCAUCAGCUAAUGAACUUGUUAAGAACAUUGCACUAAGACACCGGAUUCCAAAAGAAAGUAUGCAUUAAAUUCAUAAUCUGUGUCUGUAUGUGCUUAUGAGACAGAAACCACCAGCAGAUCUGCCUCAACUGAAUGAUAGCCAGUUUAAAGCUUUGGAACAAGCUCUGAAUAACAAAUUCACCCUCAUUCAAGGGCCUCCAGGAACAGGAAAGACAGUUGUAGGAGCAUACAUAGUGUACUGGUUCUCACAGCUGAACUCUAAGAAUCCUUGGAAGCUGAAGGAGCCAAAAGACAAAGACAAGAGAGAGGUUAUUCUUUACUGUGGACCCUCAAACAAGUCUGUGGAUGUAGUUGCAGAAUACCUGCUUAAGUUUGGAAAUAAGCUGAAGCAAUUACGUGUAUACAACAGACAGAUGGAAAUGCAGGAGUAUCCCUACCCUGGCAGUUACCUACAGUUAUCACACAAAUCACUGCGCCAAGAGCAGUCUAAACCUGAGCUCAGGGAAAUAACACUUCAUCACAGAAUUCGAAUGAGUCAUAACCCUUAUUCUCAAACAAUAUGUGACUUUGAUGAAAGAAUUGCUCAUGACCCUCAUUCACUGACAGAUGCAGAUAUAGAAGAAUAUAAGAAGCUGCUAAAUUCUGCACGUUUGCAUGAACUGGAAAGGCAUGAUAUUAUUCUAUGCACCUGCACGGCUGCUGCCUCUCCCAACCUCACCAAGACACUCAGUGCACGACAAAUCCUCAUCGAUGAGUGUGCCAUGGCAACAGAACCCCAGACACUUGUCCCUUUAGUCAGCUUCAAACCUGAGAAGGUUGUGCUGUUGGGGGAUCACAAGCAGUUGCGUCCGAUCGGGAAGAUUGCACAUGCGCGGAGACUGGGCAUGACACGCUCUCUGUUUGAAUGUUACAUGGAUAGAGCACUACUGCUUGACACUCAGUACAGAAUGCAUGAAGAGAUCUGUAAAUUCCCAUCAGAAGCAUACUACCAGGGUAAGCUGAAAACUAUUGUGCCUGAACGGACCAGCAUGCUGCAUGUUGAGACUGAGAGAAUGAGACAAAGCAAACACAUUCUGUUUGGAGAUAUACGUGGUGAAGAAAUCAGUUUGGUUGUUUCAACUGCAAGAGGGAAUGAGAACUCAAAAGCCAACACUGAAGAGGUUGAGAAAGCUGUUCAGAUUUGUUAUCAGCUGGUAUCGGUGGGCCGCGUGAGGCAGGAGGACAUUGCCGUUCUGUCACCAUACAACGCACAGGUGGCCCUGAUAAGAGACAAACUGAAAAAUUCCACUGACCCCCUGAUGAAGACAAUCACAGUCACCACCAUUACAAAGAGCCAAGGUAGUGAGUGGCGCUAUGUGAUUCUGUCGAUGGUGCGCUCCAGCAGUGAGAUUGAAGAUAUGCCUUCAAGAGAAUGGCUCUCUAAACACAUUGGCUUUGUGGGUGAUGAAAAUCAGAUCAAUGUGGGCAUCACAAGAGCCCAGGAUGGGCUAUGCAUUCUGGGCAAUCAGAAGGUACUAAACUGCAGCCCAGCAUGGAAGAAGCUACUGAAACAUUAUUUAGGUCAAGGCUGUGUGGUCUCUGCAGACCAGAUUACAGUACACAACAUCCGUUAAAUCAGAUUUGAAAAUUGGAUUGAUCUUGAAGCAUUUUACAGUCAGUGUAAAUAUCUGUUUGUUUAAGGAUAUGUUUUUAACCAUACAUUCCAAAUGUCUAGUAUCAUUCAACCACAUGUUUUAUCUUUAUUUUUUACAUAUUUUAAUAUGACCCAGUUAACCAGUCCUUUGC
Molecule: messenger RNA, 8760 nt
Organism: Labeo rohita (rohu)
Lineage: Eukaryota; Metazoa; Chordata; Actinopteri; Cypriniformes; Cyprinidae
Gene: helz2b
Product: helicase with zinc finger 2b
Molecular function (GO): RNA nuclease activity; RNA binding; ATP hydrolysis activity
Source: RefSeq, a predicted model, not a curated record